Molecule: messenger RNA, 3270 nt
Organism: Danio aesculapii
Lineage: Eukaryota; Metazoa; Chordata; Actinopteri; Cypriniformes; Danionidae
Gene: csnk1g2a
Product: casein kinase 1, gamma 2a
Exons: 12
Coding region: 587-1945 (452 amino acids)
Biological process (GO): peptidyl-serine phosphorylation; positive regulation of canonical Wnt signaling pathway; endocytosis
Cellular component (GO): plasma membrane; nucleus; cytoplasm
Molecular function (GO): ATP binding; protein serine/threonine kinase activity
Source: RefSeq, a predicted model, not a curated record
GAGAGCUGCACGGAGAGGCUUAAAGAGACAUCAGCGAAGAGGGAGAAAAAUGAUAAUGGCUUCAAGGAAUGAGCAUUAAAACCGACCGAAUGGGGACUGUCAUCGACUAAAACCACAGAGAUCUAGAUAUCGGAAGAUGUACUUCUGAUGUGACAGUCGUUUCCUCUCAACGCCAAUUUUGAUAUGCUGUGUGUUCAUCCAUGGACACAGGGAAUGCCUGACAAAUCACUGCAGAACCACCUGGAGGGGGUGCAAAGGAUGGAAACCGACGCUGGACAGCACCUCACUUUCACCAGCUAGGGUCGUGCGCAUGUGUGGAUCUCCCAAAGAACGAGCUCCUCUGCGGUUGGAUUUAAGGAAGAUUUCCAUAUGAUGUCCUCAUCCUGAAUCACCCUUGGAUUCCCCCAUCAAUAAAAGCCGUUCAUGUGUAGAGCCAUAUUGUGGAUAAGCCAUUCCCUCCAUUCUCUCUUUCUCUAAAUUCCUCUCCUCCAUCCCAUUCCCCAUACCCCUGUUGCUAGUUGUUUUGGUGGCUCUGUGAUUUUAUGGCAGUGGAGUAAUCGUGGAGAGGCCGGGGUAUCACAAGCUUAUGGAUUUUGAUAAGAGAGGAGGAGGAGGAGGAAAAGGAGAAGCGGAGGACGGAAAGAGAAUGUCUAAGACUGGCGGGAGCAGGACAGGGCAUGGGGGCAGCCGAGGCUCCGGGAACAACACUGGGGUGCUUAUGGUCGGCCCGAAUUUUCGGGUGGGAAAGAAGAUUGGCUGUGGGAAUUUCGGCGAGCUUCGACUCGGGAAGAAUCUUUACACUAAUGAAUAUGUGGCCAUUAAACUGGAGCCAAUCAAAUCAAGAGCACCCCAACUCCAUCUCGAAUACAGGUUUUACAAGCAGUUGGGAAUUGCAGAGGGUGUUCCUCAGGUCUACUACUUCGGGCCUUGUGGGAAAUAUAAUGCCAUGGUGCUGGAGCUGCUGGGACCCAGUCUAGAGGACCUUUUUGACCUCUGUGACAGAACCUUUUCACUUAAGACCGUCCUAAUGAUAGCCAUUCAGCUGAUCACACGGAUGGAGCUUGUCCACACAAGAAGUCUGAUCUACAGGGACGUUAAGCCUGAAAACUUCUUGGUGGGCCGACCGGGGACCAAGAGGCAGCAUACAAUCCACAUCAUCGACUUUGGGCUUGCCAAAGAAUACAUCGACCCCGAGACCAAAAAACACAUCCCUUACAGGGAGCACAAGAGUUUAACAGGGACGGCUCGCUACAUGAGCAUCAACACACACCUGGGGAAGGAGCAAAGCAGGCGGGAUGAUUUGGAGGCGCUAGGUCAUAUGUUUAUGUACUUCCUACGAGGCAGUCUGCCUUGGCAAGGCUUGAAGGCUGACACGCUGAAGGAGCGCUAUCAAAAAAUUGGAGACACCAAAAGGGCAACCCCUAUAGAAGUGCUCUGUGAGAGUUUCCCCGAAAUGGCCACCUACCUGCGCUACGUGCGGAGAUUGGAUUUCUUUGAAAGACCGGAUUAUGAAUACUUGAGAAAACUCUUUACAGACCUCUUCGACAGAAACGGCUAUGUUUUCGACUAUGAAUAUGACUGGGUUGGCAAACCACUGCCGACUCCAAUAGGACCCAUGCCUAGUGACACACCACUGCAGCCCAGCAACAGAGACAAAGCACAACCACAGACCAAAAACCAGUCUCCAGAACCUAAAGGAAGUGAGUCCCAGCCCACUCCCGUGACCAACAGGGAGCUCCUGGGGUCGCACCUCACGGCCGAUAGGCUGGGGGGCUCUGUCCAGGUUAUGAGCUCGACCAACGGAGAAGUGAAUACAGACGAUCCCACAGCGGGACACUCCAAUGCUCCCAUAACUGCCCCAGCUGAGGUGGAGGUGGCCGAUGAUACAAAGUGCUGUUGUUUUUUCAAGAGGAGGAAGAGGAAAGCGCUCCAGCGGCACAAGUGAGGAACAUCUUUGAAACGUUAAAAGUCACUGGUGCGUUUAAAGAAAAAACUAAAAAGAAAAAAAAAACUAAAGUAAAAGACUUGAGCUGAAACGUGGAGCAACUCCCUCCCUUUCUGUCUCUGCUCCACUUCAGAACAGAAAGUCACUGCCUCACUUUCGGCAUCCGCUCAGAGAGACUCACCUCAGUACUCGGACACUCUUUCUAAAGAAACUAUUCAGUGGAACAAAUAAAUAUAUUUGUACAAUGUGGGACACCAGAGGAGACUUCAGUGGUCAGAUAUAAGACGAAAUAUAUACGUUAUGUGACUUAAACCCAGAUGGACUGUUUAAACUUGUAUUUUAGAAAACCAUUAUUUGAGAACUUAAAGGCAAGCAGACUCGCAUACACGUACACACACACACAGACAUCCGUUCACCUUGACACACUGGCUGGAUGAGUGAGUGAGUGAUGUGCUCCAUGGUGUUUUCUUUUCUUAUUUUUUAUUAUUAUAAUGGGAUCAAUAUCUGCGAGGAAAGACUGAAGGAGAAAUGUACAUCGGAAUCAGACAAACCAAUUGUGUAAAUUGUCUUUCCUUUUUUCUCUCAUUUUAUUUUUGUAAUUUAAAGAAGUUGUUUUGAAGAUCUGCUCUCCUUGAAUUGAACAGUUUUAUCUAUGUUGUAGAAAGUGUGAACUUUUUUUUUUUUUUAACUCGCUCCUAGUGUUCAUUUUCUCUCUCUUUCUUUUUACUUCCUCGUUUUUUCUGUUGAUGUGGAUGAGGAGGUUGCACACAGUGGCUGGUCUCAGGUACUGUGGGAGAUGGAGAGAAACAAAAACGUCACCUCUCCUCUGUGAAUUGCACUUUUAGGGAGGAAAAAAAACAAAACAAAAAAAAAACGCAAACCGUUAUGCCAUUGAAAUGAACGGGAAUAAACGCAAGACGUGGGAUCAUUUACACAGCAGGCUGGUCUCUCCCAAAGGGACGAAAGUGAUUCUCUCAGUCAAACUUGUGCUUUUGUUGUUUUUCGCUUUAGAUUAUGUUACCUGGGAAUCAUAGUUUGUGCCUUUCCAAGUAAACAUUUAACACUAACGUGUCCCUCUCUACGAUUCCUAUCCAGGUGAGGCAUCCACGGCCCUCUCAGAUGGUUUGUUCUGCGCUCCAUGCCAGUUAUUUGAGUCUGUUGGCAUUUCUCAGAUUUCUUUUUCACUGUUGUAAAGUGUAUCAUAGCAAAGCUCCAUGACUGCGAGUCUGUGGGUUUAUUCGCAGUAACAGAGGUUGCCUAUCAGAGUGAGGAUGUGUAUUGAUUUACAUACCUAUUAAAUGUUGCUUUUCUUCUAUGCCUCAUAA